This is a messenger RNA of Triticum aestivum (bread wheat), 520 nucleotides long. RefSeq names its product proline-, glutamic acid- and leucine-rich protein 1-like. The record is from RefSeq and is a predicted model, not a curated record. NCBI's taxonomy places the organism in Eukaryota, Viridiplantae, Streptophyta, Magnoliopsida, Poales, Poaceae. The coding region runs from base 14 to 520 and encodes 168 amino acids. The transcript has 2 exons.
UAUCGUCGCAACAAUGGACAAGCAAAAGGGGAAGGCGAGUGGGAAGGAGAAGGAGAAAGAGAGGACGUUGGACUCCAUUAUGAAGAGAAAGUUGCCGGUCUCGGGGAUGCAGAAGGGGAAUGAGAAGGGCAAUGCAGCAGCUACUACACGGCUGCCGAGGAAGCUGACAAAUGAUUCCAGCAAUGUCCCAAUCGCUGAGUUGUUGUAUAGGGUAAAAAAGAAACCUCCGCCUCGACGUCUCCCUGACCCCACCGGCGCUGGCGUGCGUGCCGGAAUCGCCGUUGCCUCCGGCUCCGCAAACUACUAUGAGAGGGAGGCUACAUCUUCGCAGGCAAUGGAGCAUGAUAAGCAAGCGGAGGAGGAUCAUGAAGAGGUGGAAGAGGAUGAGGAGGAGGACGAGGAAGAGAAAGAUACUUUGUUUGAGGUGCCGCCUGGGGUUGGUGACAAAUCAGAUUCAGAUGGGUUUGUGGAUAGUGAAGAAGAAGCCUUCGAAGGUGAUGACAUUCCGAGGAUGGUCUAG